Molecule: messenger RNA, 2405 nt
Organism: Quercus robur (English oak)
Lineage: Eukaryota; Viridiplantae; Streptophyta; Magnoliopsida; Fagales; Fagaceae
Exons: 10
Coding region: 81-1298 (405 amino acids)
Source: RefSeq, a predicted model, not a curated record
UUGUAAAUGUAGAAACUUUAAAUAAAAAAAAAGAAGCUCAGAUGAAACCCAUUCUAUGAAAAUUGGGAAGUGAAAAAUCAAUGGGUGGAAGCAUUGUGUUGGUUCUACUGCUGUCCUUGUUUUUACUAUUAUUUUCAGUCUUUAAUGUGUCUGAUUUUCAUGACUCAUUAUCUGAAUUUGGAAGCAGCUUCAGUUCCAAUCCUCAAUUCUUCAGUUUGAAUCCCACAUUGCACAACCAUCACUUGCUGAAUUCUUUUCAAGACCUUUUCACCAGGAAAUUGGUUGCAUAUGCAGGGACAAACAACGGAAAUUCAGCUCCCAAGAGUUCAAAUAUGAGAAAUGAUAGUUACAUUGAAGGGCCAUUGGUAGAGGAGCUCACAUUUCCUGCAAAUUCUGCUCCAUUCAAUAGCUGUCAUGCUUCUACCAUUGUUGAGGUUGAGAAAGAUCACUUUUUGGUUGCCUAUUUUGGGGGUUCACUAGAGGGGGCUCCUGAUGUGAAAAUUUGGUUGCAACGCUACAAGAAUGGCAGUUGGCAGUCACCUAUUGUCGUUGAUGAACAAGAAGAUGUUCCGCUGUGGAACCCUGUGCUAUUCAAACUUCCAUCAGAUGAGCUGCUGCUCUUCUAUAAAAUAGGCCCAGAGGUUCAAAAAUGGAGUGGAUGCAUGAAGCGGUCAUAUGACAAAGGUAUUACUUGGACAGACAGAGAACAACUUCCUCCUGGUAUAUUAGGUCCUAUAAAGAAUAAGCCUAUCUUGCUGGAAAAUGGGCUCUUGCUCUGUGGAUCCUCAGUUGAAAGUUGGAAUUCUUGGGGGUCAUGGGUGGAGGUUACAGCAGAUUCUGGUAUGUCAUGGAGAAAAUAUGGCCCAAUUUACGUACCAAAUGAAAAUAUCAGUGUGAUUCAACCAGUUCCUUAUCAGACUGCAAAAGGGACCUUGCGUGUUUUACUACGAUCCUUUGAGGAUAUUGGUAGAGUUUGUAUGUCAGAAUCCCAUGAUGGUGGCCAGAGCUGGGGUUACGCAAAACCUACUGAACUCCCCAAUCCAAACUCAGGUAUUGAUGGGGUUAAACUGAGAGAUGGUCGUUUCUUACUUGCUUAUAAUACAAUCUCAAGGGGUGUGCUUAAAGUCGCACUCUCUAUGGAUGAUGGUGACUCAUGGCUUGAUGUUUUGACGUUGGAGGAUAAUUUGGAAAUGGAGUUUUCAUAUCCAGCUGUUAUCCAGGCUAGUGAUGGGUUGGUGCACAUCACUUACACAUAUAAUAGAACACAGAUUAAGCAUGUAGUCCUAAAAUCAGGCUGAAGCAACGUCAUAUUAGCACAAGUUAGCUAAUUGUAGGCAGCUCUUUUUGCUUAGGAGAUCAGUAUUUUUGAUGCAAUUUUCGAAGGAGAUGUGAAGUUAAUUGUCAAGGCUGAAUAAGAGAGAUGUGAAGCAUCCAGUUUAUGGUCAUAUCUUAGAGGAUACUAUUCCUCUAGCCUUAGGAUUUUUUUUUUCCCCCUUCAUGUUAAAAGAUUAGGCAACUCAGUUGCUCAUUAUCUGGCUAGACAAGCAAAAUUUGGUGAGGAGCUUCAAGUUUUGGAUGGAAUCCAUUACUAAUCUAUAGCUUCUCUUGUGUCCUGUGAUAUGUUGUAAUCCUCUUUUCCCUUCAAUAAAUGACCUUUUGGGUCGGAUUUCUAAAAAAAAAAAAAAAAAUGCUUCUGGGUUUGUUGAGAAAUAAUUUGAAUUGUGAUAAUUAAAUGAGCAUUCAGGCAUAGUUGCUACUUCCAACAGAAACAAACAAGGAUGCUGCUUUAUUUGUGAUUUAAUGUUGAGCAGCAGUUUCAUUUAUAAUUGUGUUGUGCAUUUUUCUUGGAUGAACUGUUGUAAGUAAUUAAACAAGGAUGUUAUUGCUCUGCAGGAGGGAUUAGGAUCUCCUGGAGUUAUCCUAAGAACUCUAAAGGAUCCUAAUCCCCUGCAGUAGAGACGUUUGUUGAUGGGUUACUAAUUUUCUGACAAUCAUGGGAUAACGUAAGCAUUUAAUUAAAAUUGUAGUUUACAUUUUUAUAGACAUGCCAUGGUGAAACAUCAUAAAAUCAAGACAGUCCCAGGUGAGAAAAUAAAGCAAUUGUAUGUUUUCAUGACAAUAAAUUUGUUGCUAUCAUCAACUUAACCAUUUCAUCAAAUCAUCUGUUAAUGUCAUGGUCAACCAUAUUGUCAAAUCGUUUAACAAAAAAAAAAAAAAACCAUAUUGUCAAAUCUUUCUCCUGUGACACGUCAAAUCUACCUUGCAAUCAACAUGAAAGAAACUGAUAAUUCAGAAUUGGUUUUCAUCUGUUUUUGUAGAUCAAAGCACUGAACUACAUAUUGUCAUGUGAAACAAGAUUUGUGCACAAGUGAUUCCAACGCCCAGCCUAUCUAAUCAGGCGACAA